GACGCGAAAGGACGAGGCAGGAAGCAGCUGUCUGCCCGGUCCCCCGCGGCGAGCAGUCCCAGGAUGCUCCGCGCCGCACCGCGCCUGGCCCCGGACUCCAUUUCCCAGCAGCCACUGCGGCUGGCGCCGACAGCCUGCCCGAGCGCUUUGGCCCCUUUGUGAGUCCGCCCGUCGGGCCCGAGAUCGAGUCCACGCCCUGGCCGCAGAGCGCUCAGCUCCCAGCCUCCGCGAACGGUGCGGAACGAAGUGCCGACUCUCGGGGAGAAAGCGGUGAGGAGCCCGGGCUCUGUUUUCUCUGGACACUGCCCUUCUCCCAAAAAGAAGCCAGAAGGAGGAGGACAGAAGGGCUGUCCUAAAUUCUUAAAGCCAUGCCUGAGGAUUUGGUGACAUUUGGGGAUGUGGCUGUAGAUUUCUCUCAAGAGGAGUGGGAAUGGCUGAACCCUGCUCAGAGGAAUUUGUACAGGAAAGUGAUGUUGCAGAACUAUAGGAGCCUGGUAUCACUGGGAGUUUCAGUUUCUAAGCCAGAUGUGAUCUCAUUAUUGGAGCAAGGAAAAGACCCCUGGAUGGUGAAGAAGGAGGGGACAAGAGGAGCAUGCCCUGAUUGGGAGUAUGCAUUUAAAAACAAUGAAUUUUCAUCAAAGCAAGUUAUUUAUGAGGAAUCAUCCAAAGUAAGGACAAUGGGAAGAAGCCAUCUUAGUUAUAACCUUGACUGCUCCAGUUUGAGAGAAGACUCUAAAAAUGAGGACUGGUUUAAGAACCACUUGGGAAGUCAGGAGAUACAUUCUAGUCAAUUGAUCAUCACUCAUAAAGAAAUCCUGACUAAAGAUCAAAGUAAUGAAUAUACUAAAUCUUGGCAAACUUUCCAUCAGGAUGCAAUCUUUGAUAUAAGGCAGAGUUUUCCCACCAAAGAAAGAAUACAUAAGCAUGAGCCACGAAAGAGAAGCUACCGGAAAAAAUCUGUUGAAAUGAAACGUAAGAAAGUCUAUGUAGAAAAGAAACUUUUGAAAUGUAAUGAAUGUGAGAAGGUUUUCAACCAGAGCUCAUCUCUUACUCUUCAUCAGAGAAUUCACACUGGAGAGAAACCCUAUGCAUGUGUUGAAUGUGGGAAAACCUUCAGCCAGAGUGCGAACUUAGCUCAACAUAAGAGAAUACAUACUGGAGAGAAACCCUAUGAAUGUAAAGAAUGUAGGAAAGCCUUUAGCCAGAAUGCCCAUCUUGCUCAACAUCAGAGAGUUCAUACUGGAGAGAAACCUUAUCAGUGUAAAGAAUGUAAAAAAGCCUUCAGCCAGAUUGCACACCUGACUCAACAUCAGAGGGUUCAUACUGGGGAAAGACCUUUUGAAUGUAUUGAAUGUGGAAAGGCCUUUAGUAAUGGCUCAUUUCUUGCUCAGCAUCAGAGAAUUCACACAGGAGAGAAGCCUUAUGUAUGUAACGUGUGUGGGAAAGCCUUCAGCCAUCGAGGAUACCUAAUUGUACAUCAGAGAAUUCAUACUGGAGAGAGACCCUAUGAAUGUAAGGAAUGUAGGAAAACCUUCAGCCAGUAUGCACACCUGGCUCAACAUCAGAGAGUUCAUACUGGAGAGAAACCUUAUGAGUGUAAAGUAUGUAGGAAAGCUUUCAGCCAGAUUGCAUACCUUGAUCAACAUCAGAGGGUUCAUACUGGAGAGAAGCCCUAUGAAUGUAUCGAAUGUGGGAAGGCCUUUAGCAACAGCUCGUCACUUGCACAACAUCAGAGAAGUCAUACCGGAGAGAAACCUUACAUGUGUAAGGAAUGCAGGAAAACAUUUAGCCAGAAUGCAGGCCUUGCUCAACAUCAGCGAAUUCACACUGGAGAGAAACCUUACGAAUGUAACAUUUGUGGAAAAGCCUUUAGCUACAGUGGAUCUCUUACUCUACAUCAAAGAAUUCAUACUGGGGAAAGACCCUAUGAAUGUAAGGAUUGCAGGAAAUCUUUCAGGCAGCGAGCACACCUUGCUCAUCAUGAGAGAAUUCAUACCAUGGAGUCAUUCUUGACUCUUUCCUCCCCCUCACCCUCCGUGUCCAGUCAGUUGCCAAGACCUGUAGGUUCUAUCUCCUAAAUAUGCCUUGAAUCUGACUCUAAUUAAUUUCCAUUCUGUCACCUUUGUCCAGUACACAAUAAUCUAUCUGA
Molecule: messenger RNA, 2149 nt
Organism: Lagenorhynchus albirostris (white-beaked dolphin)
Lineage: Eukaryota; Metazoa; Chordata; Mammalia; Artiodactyla; Delphinidae
Gene: ZNF583
Product: zinc finger protein 583
Exons: 5
Coding region: 369-2078 (569 amino acids)
Biological process (GO): regulation of transcription by RNA polymerase II
Cellular component (GO): nucleus
Molecular function (GO): RNA polymerase II cis-regulatory region sequence-specific DNA binding; DNA-binding transcription activator activity, RNA polymerase II-specific
Source: RefSeq, a predicted model, not a curated record